AUGCUCGCAACCAGGUCGACCGUUCGUCUUGUAAGUGGUCACAUCUUACAAUGCAACCGAUACGAGCCUACCAUAUGUUUGGCUAAAAUGGGCAUCUUCCGGCCACUAAGCCACAUCUUUCGCCAAACCGCGACAUACCCGGGUAUGCGGACGCAUCACCGGCAAGUUUGGCGUUUCUCCCCACAGACACACACGGCCGAAUUACCUUGGGUCCUAGUCAUCCAUGUUGGUCAUGACGGCAACCUGCAAACCAGUCAACUGUGCUUACUUUGCCCUUUUCAGUCGAUCGUCAGCCCUACAAGGCGGCGCAUGCCGGACUCAGCCUCAGAUUAUUGGCGAGGAGUGGACAUAUUUGGCCCCCAACCCUCCUUAUUCGGCGGACCCUGUUCCUCGAUCACCGUGACGUUCGUUUCCCGGCAAUCUGAUUCGCAUGCGCCAUGCACUUCCUAG
Messenger RNA from Pochonia chlamydosporia 170, 450 nucleotides. RefSeq lists its product as hypothetical. The coding region runs from base 1 to 450 and encodes 149 amino acids. The transcript has a single exon. Lineage: Eukaryota; Fungi; Ascomycota; Sordariomycetes; Hypocreales; Clavicipitaceae. The record is from RefSeq and is a predicted model, not a curated record.